AAAUAUCUAUCAUUCUUAUUCAUGCAUGGAAUUUUGUCUUCUGCCUUCUGGUAUAUCGAUGCAGAAGAAUAUUAACACAAACGGAGGGAUUUAACAUAGACUAUUUAUCUAAUGUCUGUUGCUAAAUCAAACAAUCGAUCCCUCCUUUAUUCACAUUCAUCAAUUUUCUUCAUCUGUUUCUUCAUUUCUUCAUUCUCUGUCACCUUCUCUUAUGGAGCUCCUCGUGUCCUACCUGCACCAUUCUCAGAUGGGAGAGAGAUCAGAAAUGCGGUUGAUACCAGAAGGAUUGCAGCUGAAAUUCAUUUGAGCAAUAGCACAGCCCCCUCCCCUGAAGCCGCGUCGACUAAAUUGAUAUUAGCAGCAAAGAGAACACAUCGGAGAUGCCCCGCUGAUGGCUUCAAUUAUUAUGAUGGUGGCUGGAAUGUCUCCGAUUCUCAUUACUUGUAUUCGGUUGCUUUCUCAGCAGCUCCACCCCUGCUAGCUGGUAUAAUAUGGUUCAUACUAUUUGGGCUAUGGCUCCUCGGCAUGAUCAUCCGUUUUUGCUGCUGCUGUUGCUGCAGCUGUUGCCGUCCCAGAAGGCAGCGUAAUAUUGACCAUAACCGGACUGCCUACACGAUCACCUUUUCUUUACUCCUACUUUUUACACUUGCUUGCAUAGUCGGGGGUAUUGUGGCUUACGUGGGAGAGGAAAAGCUGGAGAGAAGUGUUGUCAAAGUAACAUUAUAUGUUUUGGAUCAAGCAGACGUUGCAUUUGGUAAUCUGAGGAAUCUGAUCAAUAACCUUCUGGCAGCUAAGAAGAUAGGGGUGGACCAGCUUGGUUUACCUGCUGAGGUACAGUCUCAAAUCGACCAGAUCGGAGGAAAGAUCAACUAUUAUGCUGAUAAACUCCAUACUGUAUCCAAGCAUAGUACAGUAGAUAUUUGGAUGUUCAUGAGACCCAUAAGGCGCACCCUAAUUAGCGUUGCCAUUGGACUGCUUGCACUGAUAUUACUUGGCUUUUUUAUUGCUGCUUUUGGCCUGAAGUUUCUUAUAUACUGCUUAGUGAUCAUCGGUUGGAUUGUUGUCACGGCAGCAUUUAUAUUAACAGCCAUGUUUCUACUUAUUCACAAUGUUGUUGCGGACUCUUGUGUUGCCCUAGAUGACUGGCUUCAGAAUCCGAUGGCAGAUUCAGCCAUCGAAAACAUAAUUCCAAGACUGGAUAACGAGACUUCCCAGAAGAUCUACUCGACUACUAGAAAAGUAACUUAUGGAGUUGUCAAUGUUAUUAAUAGUGACAUUAUCAAUGUCACCAAUGUAAACAUGCCGCCAAGUGCUGGACCUCUGUACUAUAAUCAGUCCGGUCCACUCAUGCCUCUCCUUUGCAAUCCAUUACACCCUGAUCUUUCUGAUCGCAAAUGUUUGCCUGGUGAAGUUACCUUUGACGAUGCAAGUCAGGUUUGGAGCAAUUUUGUAUGUCAAGUAUCAGAUAAAGGGAUUUGCACGACACCAGGGCGGCUGACACCUAACGGCUACAAUCAACUACUGGUAACAACAAAUAUAAGCCAGGUAUUGUACGAAGAGGGGCCUUUUCUGAUGAGCUUGGUGGACUCGACUUUCGUAAUUAAUUUGUUUCAGAGCCUGAUGGACAACAAUUGUCCGGGUUUAAGCAACUACAGCAAAAUGACCUAUGCUGGACUCCUGGCAGCCUCCAUUUUGCUCUUGUUGUCCGUCGUGGCGUGGAUUGUUCAUGGAGAAUAUGCCAGGCAGCGUCGACUGGCAACGUAAGAGACUACAAGUUCCCAGCCAUGCCAUUGAGUGUGCAAUUUAUGUCAUCAACAAAAGUGUUCUUGUAAUGUACUUAGUUCUGAUAUUAGUUCUGAUCAACGGCUACAAAAUCAUUCAGCUGAUGAGAUUAAAACGACACGGAGGGGUGAGUAUAAAAUUAUGUGUAUUCUAAAUUCUAAUCGAAAUUUUGAAUUUUCGAUCUAAAAAACAAA
Messenger RNA from Daucus carota subsp. sativus, 1976 nucleotides. RefSeq lists its product as uncharacterized. The transcript has 9 exons. Gene Ontology annotation, cellular component: plasma membrane; plasmodesma. Lineage: Eukaryota; Viridiplantae; Streptophyta; Magnoliopsida; Apiales; Apiaceae. The coding region runs from base 112 to 1764 and encodes 550 amino acids. The record is from RefSeq and is a predicted model, not a curated record.